Molecule: messenger RNA, 7154 nt
Organism: Rattus rattus (black rat)
Lineage: Eukaryota; Metazoa; Chordata; Mammalia; Rodentia; Muridae
Product: A-kinase anchor protein 2
Exons: 5
Coding region: 432-3080 (882 amino acids)
Source: RefSeq, a predicted model, not a curated record
CCAGUAACAGGUCACGUCAGCACCUUCGGGCUUUUGCUCUUCCCCUGCUUAGCGCCGGAGCCUGACCAAGGCCACUAGCAUUGCCUCUGGCAGGAAAGCAACUGCCCUCCCAUCCUGGGCCGACUGGGGAGGGGCCAGGCUUCUCUGAAGGGGACGAAAGUCCUUCUUGGUGUGAAUGGCCUUUUAGGGAACAGAGGGAGGGCCCGCGGUGACAUCACAGUCUCCAGUCCCGAGGCUCCUAAGGAAUUUGUCCCGGCUGAGCCAGUGCGAACGCUGGAAUCUGUCUGGAGAAAGAGGCGAUUCUGACUGCGGACUCCGAGAAAACCCCCCAGCUUUCCGACGAUGCUAACCAGCUGAGAAGCAAGCAAGACAACUGUGGUGACAGUCGCCUGGAGCCUGCCGCCAGCUCUCUCUCCCCAGAUCACAAAAACAUGGAAAUUGGGGUGUCCGUGGCAGAAUGUAAAAGUGUACCUGGAAUCACCUCUACCCCCCAUUCCAAGGACCACUCCUCCCCUUUCUAUCCUCCCUCACACAAUGGCCUCCUCACUGAUCACCACGAGUCUUUAGAUAAUGAUGUCGCCAGAGAAAUCCAAUACCUAGAUGAGGUGCUGGAGGCCAACUGCUGUGAUUCCUCUGUGGAUGGAACUUACAACGGAAUCUCUUCCCCAGAGCCUGGUGCAGCCAUACUGGUAAGCAGCCUUGGCUCACCUGCCCACCCAGCCACCAAGGUAGAACCCAUUGAGAAAGCAUCCGGUAGGCAGCUGCCUCCUCACAUCGAACUCAGUAGAAGCCCUUCUGACAGCAUGGCCGAAGGAGAAAGAGCCAAUGGACACUCCACUGACCAGCCCCAAGACAUGCUGGGGAAUAGCCUGCAGGCUCCUGCCAGCCCCAGUUCCUCUACCAGCUCCCACUGCUCCUCCCGAGAUGGAGAGUUCACACUCACCACACUGAAGAAGGAGGCCAAGUUUGAGCUGCGUGCCUUCCACGAGGACAAGAAGCCUUCCAAGCUCUUUGAGGAGGACGAGCACGAGAAGGAGCAGUUCUGCAUUCGGAAAGUGAGGCCCUCUGAGGAGAUGAUAGAGCUGGAGAAGGAGCGGAGGGAGCUCAUUCGGAGCCAGGCUGUGAAGAAGAAUCCUGGCAUCGCUGCCAAGUGGUGGAAUCCUCCCCAGGAAAAAACUAUUGAGGAACAGCUGGACGAGGAACAUCUGGAGUCACACAGAAAGUACAAGGAGCGCAAAGAGAAAAGGGCACAGCAGGAACAGCUACAGUUACAACAGCAGCAGCAGCAGCUACAACAGUUGCAACAGUUGCAGCAGCAGCAACAGCAGCAGCUGUCCACCUCUCAGCUCUGCACAGCCCCAGCUGCUCAUGAACACCUAGAUAGCAUUGAACACACAAAGGAGGAUGUCGUCACUGAGCAGAUUGAUUUCUCAGCUGCACGCAAGCAGUUCCAGCGGAUGGAGAAUUCCAGGCAAACACUGGCCAAGGGCCAGAGCACACCUAGGCUGUUCUCCAUCAAGCCUUUCUACAAACCUCUUGGAUCCAUCAACUCGGACAAGCCACCGACCAUCUUGCGACCAGCUACUAUCGGGGGAACUGUGGAAGACAGCAGCACACAGGCAGCUAAGGAGCAGAAAGCUCUCUGUGUAUCUGAGAGCCAGUCUGCAGGAGCAGGAACAGGUAAUGCUGCCACUCAGGGAAAGGAAGGGCCAUACAGUGAGCCUUCCAAACGCGGGCCCUUAUCCAAACUGUGGGCAGAGGAUGGAGAGUUCACAAGUGCCCGGGCCGUCCUUACUGUAGUCAAAGAUGAAGAUCAUGGGAUUUUGGACCAGUUUUCAAGAUCGGUCAAUGUCUCUUUGACCCAGGAGGAGCUGGACUCAGGUUUGGAUGAGUUGUCAGUGAGGUCCCAGGACACCACUGUCCUGGAGACUUUGUCCAAUGACUUCAGCAUGGACAACAUAAGUGACAGUGGAGCUUCUAAUGAGACACCCAAUGCCCUUCAGGAAAACUCUCUGGCUGAUUUCUCCCUGCCUCAGACUCCCCAAACAGACAACCCCUCAGAGGGCCGAGAAGGCGUCUCCAAGUCCUUCAGUGACCAUGGUUUCUAUUCUCCAUCCUCCACACUGGGAGAUUCCCCAUCUGUUGAUGACCCCUUGGAAUAUCAGGCUGGGCUCCUGGUGCAGAAUGCCAUUCAACAAGCCAUAGCCGAGCAGGUGGAUAAGGCUGAGGUGCACACCAGCAAAGAGGGAUCCGCACAGCAGGAACCUGGAGCAAUGGUAGAGGAAGCUGGAAGCCAGGCUCCUGGCUCUGAGAAGCCCCAGGGCAUGUUUGCACCACCUCAGGUGUCCUCUCCCGUUCAAGAGAAAAGGGAUGUAUUACCAAAGAUCCUCCCCGUGGAGGACAAGACACUCAGGGAAAAGGGACCCUCCCAGCCACCCACAGCUGUGCAGCCCAGCGGUCCAGUCAACAUGGAAGAGACCAGGCCUGAAGGAGGGUACUUCAGCAAAUACUCAGAGGCAGCCGAGCUGAGAAGCACAGCCUCCCUUCUGGCUACUCAAGAGUCUGAUGUCAUGGUUGGGCCCUUCAAACUGAGGUCAAGGAAGCAGCGGACUUUGUCCAUGAUUGAAGAAGAGAUCCGGGCAGCCCAGGAAAGGGAAGAGGAGCUAAAGCGGCAGAGACAAGUGAGGCAAAGCACCCCAAGCCCCAGGGCUCAGAACGCCCCAUCGCUGCCUUCCAGAAACACCUGCUACAAAACUGCUCCAGGGAAAAUAGAGAAAGUCAAACCUCCUCCAUCCCCCACAACUGAAGGUCCCAGCUUGCAGCCUGACUUAGCCCCUGAAGAGGCUGCCGGAGCCCAGCGGCCCAAGAACCUGAUGCAGACCCUCAUGGAAGACUAUGAGACACACAAAUCUAAAAGGCGCGAGAGAAUGGAUGAUAGUAGUUACACCUCUAAGUUACUGUCUUGCAAGGUGACUUCCGAGGUCCUGGAGGCCACACGGGUUAAUCGAAGGAAGAGUGCUCUGGCCUUGCGCUGGGAGGCAGGGAUUUAUGCCAACCAGGAGGAGGAGGACAAUGAAUAAACUUCCUUCAGCCCAGGAAACUCCUUGGCCGAAGGAGUUUCCGCAAAGAAACCAAGAAAUUAUUGAAUCAGAUGCAUUUUAAUAGACUACUUAUUAAAGUGCAUACAAACUCAACAACCCUCAUGUAGACCAGAAACUGCAAUACACGAUGAUAAGAAAACAAAACGAAACACAAAAAAGCAAAGCGAAGCGAACAGGAAGUUCACCCAUCAAACUCUGAGACGGGGCAGAGGACAAAGGAUGUCUUUGUGACUCAAAGAAAGCCUUGGCUUUGGACCAUUCCACAACUGAUCCAAAGGGACACAGACGGGACAAGCGAGUCCACGGAGUCGCUGCAGGCAGAACUGAAGCCAGCCCCGGCUGGGCGUUACGGAGGAGCAAACAGGCCAUUCCAAGGCAACCAACAGGCCCCAGGCUGGUGCAGCCUACAGCACACAGGCUACCCCUCCACCAGCUUCCCACCCCUUUCUCCGUCAAGGCAUCAGAAGUGUUGGGUUGACUCCAUUUUCUCCAGCAGCCAUAAAAACAAAUGGUGUUCCUUUCCAUAGUUGCCCCAAAAGGAGGCAACGAGGAUUCGAUCUCUCUUAUAUGUAAUCAUUUGAAAUUGGGAGCACCUAAUGGUCACAAUAUAUAUAAAGUCUGUAUUUUUAAGGCAAUAUCUCUUCACGUUGCAGACGCAAUCUAUCCUACAGCAGGAGGUUGAGGACGGUGGGGGAGAGAGCCAAACCAAAAGGGUUAUUAGCUUUAGGACCUUGUCUGCUUUUAUUGUUGACUGAUCAGUUUAGGGAAACACACUUUCACGGUUACGUUUCUUCAUAUGAAAAGUAUAUUUAGUGAGCAAUGACUAUUUUUAUGAUGGGAUGGGGGAACAGGGACACGGGAUAAAACCUGUACACAUUUGAACGGCUUGGUUCAAGAUGGUAGGGGUAUUUUUAGAAUGGCAAUAAUUGAAAAUAAAAGGGGGCAGACUCUGCCUUCAGGAAGGUAGAUGACCAGAAAUAAGGUGUUUGUAACUAUUUUCUAUUUUAAAGUGGGCCUUAGAGGUGGCUGUGGCAUAGGAUGAGCUGUUUUGGAUCUGAGAAAGGCAACCUUAAACGCAUGGAGAUAGGAAGAGAAAGGGGCGAGAGAGACAAAGAAUGGGAAAGGAAGGAAGGAAGGGAGAUUAUUUUUGCUGAACAACCAGUGUUUUCCAGGACGACAGAGAGAAAAAUAUAGCAUAGAAAUUUAAGUACACGUGUGGAAUCAGCUACAAAUCCUAAAGAUGGUGUGUAUGCCUUUGUGUGCUUGUAUAAAGCAUGUAUGUUGGUGAGUAAAUGUAUGCCAGCGUGGGGUGUGUGUGUGUGUGUGUGUGUGUGUGUGUGUGUGUGGUGUGUUGACCAUGACACGUGGGUGGACAGUAUUUCCUCUGUAGCUGCCUGUCAGGAGUGAGUGACAGUUUUCUUUUUUUAUGAAAAGGCACAGGGAAGACACAGGGCUGAUGCAGUAUUCCUGAUGUUAAGCUGACUGAACUAUGGCAUUUGCAUGAGUGACAGUCGUGAAGUUUCCAGCAGUUUUUUAUUGAUAAUUUGACAUUUAGUACACACCCUAUUUAUUCUCAUGCUUUCUGUCCGUGCCUCGUGCACCACAGAGGACGCCGGCUUCAUUCUUUCUGUCAUUUCAAGCAAUAUGAUAAGGACGUUCACUAAUCGGGUGCCCCGAGUUUCUGAAUGAGAAAAUGUUUCAUUUCUGGCCAGGAAGGGGAGGCGGGAGGAGGGGGAGAAGGCACGGAAGGGGAAGGAGGGAGAAAAAGAAGAACUAACCAGCCUUCAUUAUUUUUCCUUUAUUUUUAAGCUAUUUCUUACAAGCAAUAAUUAAAUCAUACCUUGAUAAAAUUCAUUUUUGUUUUUAUGUUAUUAUGUUAUAAGAUCUAAUAUGUUAUUCUAAUGAGUAGCGACUCCACAAUAUUUAUAUGCACACUCCACACACUAUCUUGGCUUUUUUUGUUGUUGUUGUUGUUUUGUUUUCUUUAAAUUAGGCUAGUGUGACUUUAGGGAAAAAGCUUACUCACUAAUAAGUAGUGGGCACAAGGUAAAAAGAUGGAGUUGUCUCAUGGCUUAUAGGGAUGCUUAAAAACUACCAAGGGAACGUGUAACUCCAAGACAGAUUCUGCAGUCGCUAGCCAAAAUCGUACGCCUGAGGUGCACGCCGUCUUUAGAUGGUUCAUUCUUUUAGACAUAAUGUUAUUAAAAAUGCUAGCCACUGAGGACAGAAAGCAAAGGCAGAGAACUGUGCUGCAAGGAAUUUGCUCUUCAGUAAGGGAGGUGGGCCCAGAAGCAAAUGUUCCGGAACGGAACGUGACAUCCAUGCCAGAUUAGAAGUCCUGCUAGGUAGAUGGGCACACGGGAGAAGGAUCAUCUUUGUCUAAGGGCUUCCUGCUGGAGGCUGUUUACACGGUGAGAUGAAGGUUCCUUCCUUAGGGAAACACAGGAAUCAGGACUGGGGGGGGCGGGAGAAGAGGAGUAGCUGCAGUGUCCUGGGACCUCCGCCCCACUCUGGAGAGCAGGGUAGUACUGUGAGUGCUACAGAAAGCAAGCUCCUUCAUGAUUUCUGGUAUGUGCUAGCGACUGUGGAAGCAUCACAGACCAACUCGCCCAUUUUUCACAAAGGGAAACCGUCCCCAUGGCUUCCUUAAAUUUCUUGUCCUGUUUAGAAGGGAAAUGUGGACCCUCGUGGAGGCUACACUGAGGAAAGACUUGGCGGCCAGAGCCCACACACUCCAUGGAGUUCCUUCGGUGGCAGAUGAAGUGGUCUUUUGACUCUAGUAGAUUGGAUAGGAAGUUCGAACGCUGAGGGAUUAGGCUUGUCAGUAGGUGAGGAGACACAAGUCUCUUCCUGCUCACAGGGCUUUUAUCACUGGCCUCUCCAUUUCCAAGUUUUGCUGGUUUCCCUGAGCUGCCUCUAAAGACUGCCAUCUGUUUCCUUGCUCCCCUCGAUGACAGUUCUAGUGUAUUUUGUUAAGAUAGAAACCGCAUCUCCAUCAGAGAGAUGUGUUUUUUGUUCUGUGUUCUUUGGGGGAUUUUUUUAUUUGGGGGGUGGGGUGGUUUAUUCGUUUUCUCAUUCAGGAAACAUUUGAGCCAUUGCUUUGGACAUAUCACUGUGCUAGGCUCUAGGAUCCCACGUGGGCCCCUGUCACCUUCCCAGUAUGGAGCAGAUCCCUGGAGGAAAAGUCUUUUCUGCCCCAUAAGCCUGAGAUGAAGAGGCUCCUGGUUACUUUUGCCUCGGAUGCUCGGCUCUACCCUGCACCAGUACACAAGCUUGUUAGUCUCAGCUGUAAGAAAUGUUUAGCUUCUGUAGAUGUUAAAAACCUUCCUGAAGGAAUUCCACACUGCAGUGUUUAUACUCGCACUUCCCUCCAGAGCCUAUGACUUGACAGCCUUGGCUUUCUCAUCUAGAAAUGAGGGAUGCAGGGUCUGUCAUCUGUGGCAGAGGCUGGGCGGCACUUGGAUGACACAGUGCAUGUCCCUUCCUCUUACCCAUGCAUGCUGCCCACCCUAGGCAAUGGCAUAGAAACAGUAUAUAGAUCAGUGUCCACACACACACACAUAUACACAUACACACACACACACACACACACACACACACACACACACACACACACACACACACACACAACAAGGAACACCAAAACAGUGUUGAUUGUUGUGUUUAAAGACAUGUUUUUUUUUCACCUGAAGAAUGGACUUAAACUAUGUAUUGAAAAAAAAAAAUAGCCUAAGUGUUAGAGAUGGUGAAUGUAUCCAGUUUCAGUUACAAAGACGAUUUCCUGAAUUUUAAGCAUUCAGUGAGCUGCCAAUUUUGAUUUUGUGUUGCUCUUUAUCCAAAUGGCUUUUUCUUCUUUCUUCUUUUUAUAAAUUGGAGGAAGUGGGGGGGGGAGCAGCAAUAUUGUGUUUGACAAAUUAUACUCUGUACCUGGCUUUCCUGUGUUCUGUUAACCACCGAGAUGUUUCUAUUCCGCUUUGGUUUUAUAGUGUCUGUGAGGCACUCGAUGCAACCAUACAGUUAUUUUCUCAUUAAAACUCAGCGUGUGCAGUGUUU